CUGUUACCACACACACAAGUUUUGAAUAAGUCGUAGGAACUUUCAGAGAUUAAAGUAACUAUUAAUUAUUUGUUAAAAAUACUGUGCACCGUUAGUACCUUUAAUAAUUCGUCGAUAUUUACGUGAUUUAUAGUGAUCGAGAUCGAAGAAAAAAAGAAUUUGUAUGAAUCAUCAAUUUUCGUGGAGGAAAAAUUAAAUUUUUUCCUCAUGUCAAACGAUGCAAUGUUGUGUUUACUCUUUUGAAUAGAUCAGUGGAAGGAAAAAAAAACAAAAAAGAAAUAAAGAAAGACAACAACAAACAAAAAGAUGUUUUGCUGUUUGAGAAAUUGUUUUGACGGCAUUGGGUUUACUGCAACCCAAAUUCCAAAAAGAGAACCAAAUCCGAUUACUUUGGAUACAACUCAUAUGGGACACGAAGUAGUUAUAGUCAAAAAUGGUUUAAGAGUUUGCGGACGUGGUGGUGCCUUAACAAAUGCACCUCUUGCUCAAAGCAAGAGUUAUUUCGAAGUUAAAAUACAGCAGGGUGGAAUAUGGGCUAUUGGAUUAGGUACCAAAUCUACUGAUCUUACUACUGCGAUUGGAGGAAAUGACAGCGAAAGUUGGGCUCUUAAUUCAGAUGGCAUUUUAAGGCACAAUCAGCAAGAGUUGCAUAAGAUUCAAAAUCCUGUAGAGGAAGGAGAUAUUGUUGGAGUGUCCUACGAUCAUAUAGAAUUAAAUUUUUACAUAAAUGGAAAAUCUUUGGAAGCUCCAAUCAUUGGUAUCAAAGGAACAAUUUAUCCUGUACUUUAUGUUGACGAUGGAGCUAUAUUAGAUUUAAUUCUGGAUAAUUUUGCUCAUCCACCGCCCAUGGGUUUCGAAAAGAUAAUGCUAGAACAGUCGUUACUCUAGCAAUACACACACACAACAUGAUAUGAAUAAUAUUGAAACGACUAAUUAUCAGACAAUUUUAAACUAUUCCACUCAAACUACACUUUGUCCAUCUUAAGAACAAAUAAAUGUUGCGUUAAUUAUAUAUAAUUCUAUUUGCAGUUAAAUAUUGUAUACAAUAACAUAA
This is a messenger RNA of Polistes canadensis, 1054 nucleotides long. Its product is annotated as SPRY domain-containing protein 7. The coding region runs from base 307 to 888 and encodes 193 amino acids. Gene Ontology annotation, molecular function: protein binding. The record is from RefSeq and is a predicted model, not a curated record. The transcript is spliced from 4 exons. Lineage: Eukaryota; Metazoa; Arthropoda; Insecta; Hymenoptera; Vespidae.